AACAGAACUGUUAAAUAAGAUCAGAACGAUAUCGAUAAGUGAAGACUGUUAACAGAAUGCAGAAAUGAAGAAUUUAAUGUAAAUACCAUUUGAAAAGGAAAUUUGUGAUAAUGGAUGUGUAUAUCCGAAAUGAGUUGACUGUGGACAGUGACUUAACGUUAGAUCAAGCUGCACAGCAGUCCGUCAAGCUGAUUCUUUGGCUACUCGAUUGCCAAGAGCAAAUGCAAGUGGGACAGCCAAAGCAUCUAGAGCUCAGCCACACGGACAUCGAGUGCAUGUUUAAGGCGACAUUAUAUCUAUUUGAAUGCCAUUCCCAGUAUGGCGACAAACUGGUAGAGGCUGUGCUGAUGCAAUGCGUUCAAGCGCAUGCGAUUAUACGACGCUUCUACAAUAACAUUGAAACAGAUCGAAAACAGUGCAUUCAGGAGCUGUGCGCAAACAUUAUCAAUGGGACGCGCAAUGGCCACACACACGCGCCACUGUUAUAUCAAAUGCACAAGGCAUAUGCGGAACUGCAGCCGGAGUGGUCUAUAAUCAAAGAUAUGGAUUGGUCAGCCAUGGCCAGGAACAGAGUUAACAAUGCGACGUUGGACGCCGCGAGAGCAAUGGAACUAAAUGUCCACACGAUGCAAAUGCGGCAGUUGGUGCGACGCAUCUGCCGCCUGAGCACAAUGCAGGAUAUCAAAAUAGCACUCGCCCGUUCCAUGCAGCUCAUUCGAAACUGUGAUCUCUGGCUGCAACUAUUUCGGGAGCCCAAGGACAGUCUGCUUUAUACGCGCUGCUAUAUGUUACGGCAAAUGAUCUGUGAUAUGCUGAACGAGGGCGGCACAGCAUGCUCGGCCAGCGUUUGUUUUGUACACAACAUUUACAAUUUCGUUGCCAACGACAACUGCUCUGGCAAUCUCUCUCGGCUCUACUGCUGGCUUAUGCAUGUGCGCUUCGCUGGCGCCUUGGGCAGCUAUUUACAAGACUACUGGCAGCAUCAGCGAGUGCUGCAACAUCUACAGCUGGAUGAUAUGCAAUGCUCCACCAUGGAACUGCCACUGGAGGAGAUGCUCUACUUGACGCAUUUGCUGCUCAAGCCCAAAUCGCCGUGUCGCAGUCAAUUCUAUGCGCAGCUAAAGUCGCUGCCAUCACCGGUGCUCGCGCAGCUCACGGACCUGCUCAAUAAAGUUGCUUACGUCUAUAGCUAAACUGAA
Molecule: messenger RNA, 1199 nt
Organism: Drosophila mojavensis
Lineage: Eukaryota; Metazoa; Arthropoda; Insecta; Diptera; Drosophilidae
Exons: 1
Coding region: 111-1193 (360 amino acids)
Source: RefSeq, a predicted model, not a curated record